GCGGUGGGGUGCGCGCAGUGGAGCUCAGGCUGCGGAGGGGAGCGGAGCUGAGCGGCUGGGCGGGCCUGGGGAGGCCAGCGGAGCGGAGACGCCGGUCGGGUGGCGGCGAAUAUGCGCUUUUGAUACGUCGGAGGCUUUCUUGAUCAUGGAUGGUGAAGAUAUACCAGAUUUUUCAAGUUUAAAGGAGGAAAUUGCUUAUUGGAAGGAACUGUCCUUAAAGUAUAAACAAAGCUUCCAGGAAGCUCGGGAUGAGCUAGUUGAAUUUCAGGAAGGAAGCAGAGAAUUAGAAGCAGAGUUGGAGGCACAAUUAGUACAGGCUGAACAAAGAAAUAGAGACUUGCAAGCUGAUAACCAAAGACUGAAAUAUGAAGUGGAAGCAUUAAAGGAGAAACUAGAACAUCAAUAUGCACAGAGCUACAAGCAGGUCUCAGUAUUAGAAGAUGAUUUAAGUCAGACUCGAGCCAUUAAGGAGCAGUUGCAUAAGUAUGUGAGAGAGCUGGAGCAGGCCAAUGACGACCUAGAGCGAGCAAAAAGGGCAACAAUAGUUUCACUGGAAGACUUUGAACAAAGGCUAAAUCAGGCCAUUGAACGGAAUGCAUUUUUAGAAAGUGAACUUGAUGAAAAGGAAUCUUUAUUGGUCUCUGUUCAGAGGUUAAAGGAUGAAGCAAGAGAUUUAAGACAAGAACUAGCAGUUCGGGAAAGACAACAGGAAGUAACCAGAAAGUCGGCUCCCAGUUCUCCAACUCUAGAUUGUGAAAAGAUGGACUCUGCUGUCCAGGCGUCACUUUCUUUGCCAGCAACUCCUGUCGGCAAAGGAACAGAGAACAGUUUUCCUUCACCAAAAGCUAUACCAAACGGUUUUGGUACCAGUCCACUGACUCCUUCAGCUAGGAUAUCAGCACUAAACAUUGUGGGGGAUCUCUUACGGAAAGUAGGGGCUUUAGAAUCCAAAUUAGCAGCUUGCAGGAAUUUUGCAAAGGACCAAGCAUCACGAAAAUCCUAUAUUUCAGGGAAUGUUAACUGCGGGGUGAUGAAUAGCAACGGCACAAAGUUCUCUAGAUCAGGGCAUACGUCUUUCUUCGACAAAGGGCAAGAAAAAGUCAUAUUUCCCACGUUGUUCAUGGCUGACUUGGGUUGGGAGCACCAAAGUGGUUGCUCACUGAGGGCUGUCAGGUCUCCUCUGGCCAGGAGGAUGCUGGGAAAGGAGAAUGGCCUGGACAUCUGGAGGCAAGUUAUGAGCCCUGCUUCCCCAUUGAUGGGCUCGUAGGUGAACUCAGGGCAGUAAACGGCUUUGACCCAGCUCCUCCUCCUCCUGGUCUGGGCUCCUCGCGCCCCUCGUCUGCACCAGGUAUGCUGCCUCUCAGUGUGUGAGUGCCCAGCUUCCCAACGGGGGCUCCCGCCCUCCUCCAACAGCCCAGGACACCCACGCCUCACCCUUCGGUGCCUGGGCCCAGCCCGUGGCUCUGUCUGCCUCCCUAGGGCUGGCAGAGAGAGGGCAGGCUGCAUGCAGUGGUGGCUGCUGGGCCCUGCCCAGCCCCAGGACUGCGCGAUAUCAAUACUGGCUAUUUUCUCUUCUCGCCGUAGUGCCGUUGGUUUCACAUGAUUGCACUUUUGUGGGUCACAAAGUGAUACGUACAUGUAUUACUUGGUCACUGGAUGCAGAAGUACCCAUUCAUCAUACCUGCCUCAUAGCCCCACCCUGCUGUACUGAUAGGAUUUAGUUGUAUUUAGGACAUUGCAGAUCUUUUAGACGUUCUCUCCCAAAUCAGGUCAACGUGUGCCCUCCUGAGCUCCCACCCAAGCACCUUUGUGCUCAUGAUCAUGUGUUUGUCCCCAGCUCCACCCCACACAGCCUGGGCCUGUUGCUGGCAGACAGUCAGGAAGGUCACUGAAUUAGGGAACACAGUCUCAUUACCCUAGGACCACUGAGCUCUCCAGUCUCAUUACUGCGCCUUCUGAUUUUGCUUCAGCAGUUAGCACUCCACAGCUUGGCCUCCCAGAGCAGGAGCCUGUGGGGCCUGGACAAACAGCUGGGCCUCUGCUGUCUUCUCCUCCGUGUGCCUCAGACGCGGGCGGGGUGGAGGUGGUGCAGCCUCCCACCAGCUUUCUGGUCACUCAGUUAAAUGACAGCUUCACAGCUUUUGGUUUUGUUCUGCGGCCUCUCCAGUUGUGUUAGGAAGGACUGAGCGGCCUGGUUCCGGGGGCCGGCUGGUGCCAGCUCCUGGGGGCAGACUGACCCCAGUGGUUGUCCCUGUGCACCUUUGGUUACUCUCAUGCUGCAUUGACUGUUUACAUUUGUUGUUUUGUACAUAGGUUUGUAAACAUUAUUGCUCAAGAUAUUUGUAAAUAACUUGGGCUUUGUAGCUUUUAUUUAUUCAUAAGAGCUCAUACGGCAUGUUAAUGACUUAUGAUGGUGUCCUACUCUGGGCAACUGUAUAGAAUCAUCAUGUGGUUAAAAAAAAAAAAAAAAGAAAGUACUUCCCCUCCAAAAAAUCUUUUAAUGUGGAAACAAUAAAUUUCACACAAAAAAGUA
Myotis myotis is the source of this 2533-nucleotide messenger RNA. It is a transcript of the gene NDEL1, whose product is annotated as nudE neurodevelopment protein 1 like 1. Gene Ontology annotation, biological process: cell migration; chromosome segregation; regulation of neuron projection development. The coding region runs from base 146 to 1267 and encodes 373 amino acids. Gene Ontology annotation, cellular component: kinesin complex; centrosome; kinetochore. Lineage: Eukaryota; Metazoa; Chordata; Mammalia; Chiroptera; Vespertilionidae. The record is from RefSeq and is a predicted model, not a curated record. Gene Ontology annotation, molecular function: microtubule binding. The transcript has 11 exons.